Messenger RNA from Lactuca saligna, 610 nucleotides. NCBI's taxonomy places the organism in Eukaryota, Viridiplantae, Streptophyta, Magnoliopsida, Asterales, Asteraceae. The record is from the annotation of a GenBank genome assembly.
AUGUUAUAUGAUCUUUUUGGUUUCACAACUUCGUCUGCGUAUCGCGUUUACUUUUUACUAUGUUGCGCUCUCAUGGCAUCUGUAUUUGGAGUUAUUCUUCACAUGCUAUUGAACAUCGGAGGCUUUCUAACCUUCUUCGCGACAUUGGGCUGCUUGUAUUCGAUACUAACCUCUCCUACACAUGAAAAGAAAAAAAGAGUCGCAGUAUUAAUGGCAAGACGCAGAGUGUUUCUUUAUCUUGGAGGUUUUCUCUCCUCUUGUUUUUCAAUCCUUGUAUGGGCAGGUUUUGCAUCAUUAAUAUUUGGUGAUUCUGCUGCCCUCUUCAUAAUUCAGAUGUAUUUUGGGCUCUUGGUGUUUAUUGGGUACGUUGUGGUUGACACCCAGGAGAUUAUUGAAAGCGCUCAUCUUGGAAAUUUGGAUUACGUGACAGAUGCUCUCUUGCUUUCUACCGACUUUAUUGCUAUAUUUGUUCGCAUUCUUAUCAUCACGUUGGAGUAUUCGUCUGAAGAGAAAGAGAAAAAGGAAAAGAAACAGAGGAAGUAAUAGAAAUUAUUAUAUUGUGUGGUACAUAGGUUUUCUUUUAAUCAUCAGGUCAUGUGUAACUUCUAUG